Mercurialis annua (annual mercury) is the source of this 1848-nucleotide messenger RNA. RefSeq lists its product as uncharacterized. Lineage: Eukaryota; Viridiplantae; Streptophyta; Magnoliopsida; Malpighiales; Euphorbiaceae. Gene Ontology annotation, molecular function: phosphoprotein phosphatase activity. Bases 505 to 1503 code for a protein of 332 amino acids. The record is from RefSeq and is a predicted model, not a curated record. The transcript is spliced from 7 exons.
GAAUUAUGAAGUACAUCAGUUGCAUUUACGGAAAGCCAUGAACGAUGCGUCGUUUGAAGUCCCAGGUGGAUAUGAUUUGUCCCACUAGCUUUGGUCUGAGUCGGAUCAAAAAACAACAUCAGAAGCGACUUUUAGCAUCAUCAUAUGCUAUUUGUCUCUUCAUUUCCUUCUCUCUUCCUCUAUAUCAAUAUUAAUAUUAAUAUAAGAUGGCUUUUCAUUCUUUAAGUCUUCUUCACAUUCACAUACAUCCAUUGGAUUGCUUGGUCUUUGUUUUAUGCUCAUCUCCGAACCACACCAGCCUUCAACCCUUCUUCCUAAGGAAAUGGUUUGAUGAGGGAAUGCAACAUCAAUGUAUAGAAGUAAGAAAGUGAUAGAGUAAAAAAAACAGUGGAAAUUGAUUUACUCAGUAAAUAUUGAGGAUUUCAAGUAUUUUAAGCUAAUAAGAGUGGAAAACAUGAUCCUUUGAUUAGCAAAUUCAAAUUCUUCUAUCCGGUUUUUAUAGUUAUGGGCACAGGUAGCGAUGAUCCUUCAGCAUUCAGCUCUAGGAACAAAAAUGAACCGACAUUCAGGAAUACGAGAACCGAUAAUGUUGACGCUGGUGACAAAGCUGAUAAGCAGGCUGUGGAAGGUUGCCUGCCUGACAGUGAUGAUUUUAAUACCAUUUCAAAUCUUAACUUAUUGGAUAAAAAAGAACAUGAAACCAUUAUUGUAUCAGAUGUGGAUGAAAGUGAUCGUGUUUUACCUGCUAAUAGCAUAGAGGAUAAUGGCCUUUCAGAAUGUCUGGAUUCCUUACCCAUAACAAUGCCAACUAGUAAUUUGAAAAAAAUGCUUCUCGUUCUUGAUUUGAAUGGAUUGCUUGCAGAUAUAGUUUUAUGUCCUCCUAAGGGCUGUAAAGCAGAUGUUAAAAUUAGCAGAAAAUCAAUUUUUAGGAGACCCUUCUGUCAUGAUUUUUUGAAGUUCUGCUUUGAGAGAUUUGAAGUGGGAAUUUGGUCUUCAAGAAUGAAGAAAAAUAUCGAUGGAGUUAUUGAUUUAGUGAUGGGGGAUAUGAAGCACAAGUUACUGUUUUGUUGGGAUCUAUCCCGUUGCACUUUGACACAGUUCAAUACUCUUGAAAAUAGGCAUAAGCCUCUGAUUUUUAAGGAAUUGAGGAAAAUCUGGGACAAGGAUGAUCCUGAACUUCCAUGGGAGAAGGGAUAUUACAAUGAAUCGAAUACAUUGCUACUAGACGACUCACCUUACAAAGCAUUGAUUAAUCCCGCUCAUACUGCAAUAUUUCCUUAUCCAUACCAAUGUCAGGACAGGCAGGAUGAUGCUUUAGGUGAUGGGGGUGAUAUCAGAAUUUAUCUGGAAAGACUAACUUUAGCUGAUAAUGUACAAAAGUUUGUUGAGCAACAUCCACUCGGCCAAGAGCCAAUCAAUGAAAGAAGUGAAUCUUGGAGCUUUUAUCUCAAGGUUAUGAGCUCAUUGCGUCCUGACCACAAUUUAAUUUCGCUCCCCGCUUAACUAUAGAGAUCGGGGCGAGGCUGGAAUAUAGAUCUACAUCAGUGAUGCUGAUUGUACAUCAUAUUAAUGGUUGCUGGUAUAUUCAUAAAUUUUACGAUAUUGGAUUUUGGAAACUUAGAAUUUUGGAGAAGCCAUACCUUACGAGAAAUGUUUAUUAUUGGAUCAAUACUAUUUGAUACUUUAAAGAAUCAAAUAGUAUCGAUCCAGUGAUACGAUACAACAACUUGCUAGCAAGUUUUAUGGAAGUUGUUUAAACUUUUAUACAUUUUAGUCUUGUUACAAUGUAUACAACAUUUUCACAAAUUUACGGGACCUUUCAUCAAUGAAAUUAUUAUCCAUAUAGUA